GGAACGUUUCUGCUUGGCCUCUGCUGAACACGGAAUGUUUUGUUCGUUACACAGAAAGCUGACGGUCAGGAUAAGCCAGUGCCUCCCAGUUUACCAACACCACAGCAGCAUGGCUCACGCUGACAGCAAGCUGAUGGUCAUCGGGGCCCUGGCCGGGGUGGCGGGCGUCAGCCUGGCCGCCGUCUGGUACCACAGCCUCCGGCGCCGGGACUCCUGGCCCGCCGCGUGCCUCGACGGCCCCGGGGGCGGCGGUCUGACGGUGGUGGACGGCGGGGCCGGCGUCGGGCCGGCCUUGGCGGGCCAGGCGGAGGUGCUGGACCGCCUGGAGGCUCUGAUACGCUGCGUCUCGGAGCUGAAGGACGAGAUGAGGGCCCUGAAGAGCGCCCUGCCCCUGCUGCCCGACCAGGUGAGGGAGGAGAUGAAGAGCGGCCGGUCGGAGGGCGGCGGCGGCGCGGGGUCCCGCCGGACCACCCCCACCCGCAGGAAGCGGGCCGCCGCGGCCGCCGGAUUGGCCACCAGAAGCGGAGGUCAAAGUUCAGAGGAAGCAGAGAGUGAGGGAGGGUAUAUGACGGCGCUGACAGACUCUGACGAAGAGGAACCAAGCCCGGGGUCACCGAGACAGGAGGAGGAGGAAGAGGAGGGCGAGGAGGAGCCUGUUGACCAGCUGGUCGCCCUCCUGGGGAGGGUUGACGCUCUUCACCGAGGGGACAGUUGCGGCAAGAGACGGAGUCUUGAUGCACUUCUGGAGAAGAAAGAGGAGUACGGAGAGAGCGCGUCACUGCUGUGGCGCCUGGCCCGGGCCUACUGUGACGCCCAUGACCUCGCAGACGGCCUGGAGGAGAAGAAGGCCCUGGCUCUGAGCGGGAAGGAGGCGGGUGCGGAGGCGGUGAGGCUAAACCCUUCAUGCGCCGACAGUCAUCAGUGGUACGCCAUCAUGUGUGGUUUAAUGGCUGAAUACGACACGGUGCAGAACAAGAUCAAGAACGGCUUCAUCUUCAAGGACCAUCUGGAUAAAGCCAUUGAACUGAAGCCAGAGGAUCCCAUGUCCUACUACCUAUUGGGUCGCUGGUGCUAUGCUGUGGCUCAGCUAUCGUGGAUCGAGAGGAAGGUUGCCACCACGCUGUUCGGUGAACCGCCCAGUGCCACGGUCCAAGACGCCCUGAAGAACUUCCUCAAGGUUGAGGAUAUCUCUCCUGGAUACUCCAAACAGAACUACGUGUUCUUAGCCAAGUGUUUUAAGGACCUGGGCCAGAAGAGCCAGGCCAGGAGGAUGUGUGAGGCUGCCUGCUCCAUGGACACCGUCUCUAAAGAGGAUGAGGAUGCUGCGAAGGAGCUCACUGUGCUGUGCCCGAUGCUUGGUGUUUGACGAGGCUAAGCCCCCCCCAUCACCUAAGAGCUGAGGCCCGGAUCCUCCAGCACCCCCACCGACUGCCCGCACCACCGGGCGCUCCAGGUGCUUGGGGGGUGGGGGGGGGGGGGCAUCAGAAGCACGCCAUCACUGGGAUUCACUCUGAGAGUGAGGCGGGUUGGACCAUUUUAAUGAGCGAGCGUUGGGGGAUACCGAUGUUUCAUGCUUUGGUUCUUUAUGUUACGGGAAAAAAAAAAAACUGCCCCGAACAUAUACCCGUCCAUGUCCCCUGAAGUCACUAUCGAGAAAAUACACUCACAAGUGUGUCACUAGUGACCAAGUGCGUUUCAUGCAAUUGUACAGAACACAGAUUUUAUAUUGUCCCUAUGAAGGGGGCAGAAAAAUUAUCCAAAAAUAAGAAGAAAAUGAUGCAUGCAAGUCUUACUUGGUCACUUUAGAGCGUAUCUCCCCAUGCCCACUUCUCUUCACUACGGUUUUAGUGGAUACCAAAACUGACUGACUGACUGAAGGACUGCCCUGACGAGGCGUGGGCGUGGUAACCCCGACCCCUGGUGGUGUUUCUGUCGGUGUGCUUGGGGUACGUCAGCUGCCGCGCGGUCCGGAGACGACAACAAAGCCUUCCAUUCAGCCGCCAGGGCAGCCAUGCAGUCAACACUGCUGCUGCAGGGUGGGACGGCCACGGCCCCCCCACAGCCCCCACUAGAACCAGGAGGACCGGCCACUCACGCCAGUGAUAAUCAAAUUAUCCCACUGACUUUGAUCCUCACUGAAACACUAAUUGGGCCUUGUAGUUCCACUCUCCGUCCGUACACCGCGUGGUGUCAGAGACGUCUGUGUUGUCUUUUCCAUGCUGGCCAAAGGCCCCCGGCUGAAGUUCAUCUCCUUUGAUCAAAACACUGCAAUCCGUGUUGUGGAUUAGGAAACAGGUUGCGUUUGUCCUAUGUCUGUCCUACAAAAGAUAACUUAAUCAAACUGCAAUUGCUUUAAUGUUUUUGAAGUAAUUAACCCUGUAUUUCCAUUAGGCGACUCUGCCAGGAAGGAUGUAGUCAUAUCUUUUUCAUAGUAAGAUAUGAAGCAUGGAAUGUUUUCAAAAUAUAGCCAUGGAAGUUGAAGUACAUGUGCUCGAGUGAAAUGGACUUCAACUUUCUAUCCAGUCAUUUUUGUUUGAAGGAAAAGCAUUUAACUCAGCGGUCAUGGAUGGCACAGAAAAGCACAUAGCACAUGGACCGAAUUUAAUUGUUGUUAAUUUAUUUGUUUUACCACCCAGUCAAUUACUUCAAAUUUUGGUGAAAGCAUUCCGAUUAUCUUUUCUUUUAAGUGACAUGCAUAAAAAUAUAAAAAUGGUUUUAAGGCAGCAAAUGUUUAAAGUGUUUAUAUGGGGUGUAUUUCAGGGGAGGAAAGGAUUUAAAAUAAUAUAUAAAGAGGUAUAUUCAUGGUUUUAACUUCAGGAAAUUAAAAUAAUGAAAAAGGGACUGAUUAAAUGGGAAACAUGUAUGUAUUGUACAUGUUUAAUGUGUUAAUUAUAUUUGUAUCCCAAAGGAAACUAUUUGCUCCUUGAGGCCAAUGUUGUAAAUGAUACAAUACAUGGAGAUUAUUCUGGAAUCAAUGCACCAUAUAAUAUUUAAAUCUGCAAGGAUGGUAUAUAAUAAAAUUAUUGCAAUCAGCAAA
This is a messenger RNA of Gadus macrocephalus (Pacific cod), 3037 nucleotides long. RefSeq names its product regulator of microtubule dynamics protein 2. Bases 35 to 1366 code for a protein of 443 amino acids. NCBI's taxonomy places the organism in Eukaryota, Metazoa, Chordata, Actinopteri, Gadiformes, Gadidae. The transcript has 11 exons. The record is from RefSeq and is a predicted model, not a curated record. Gene Ontology annotation, cellular component: mitotic spindle pole; cytoplasm; spindle microtubule. Gene Ontology annotation, molecular function: microtubule binding.